UCCCCAAGACAUUCAGUUUUCUUUUCCUCUCCUUCUUUAUUAUAUGCUUAGCUUGUCUUCUUGCUUCCCCCACCAUUAUUGGUCUUGAUCACUUCUAGGUCGCAUUUUCAGAUUCCCUGAACUCUCUCUCUCAUCUUCAUCAUUGCAGAGAUCGAAAUGGAGACGAUAUAAUAGCUGGUGAAUUACAUAUUUUAUUCAUAUCGUCCCGCAUACACACCCCUUCCCUUUCCUUUCCAUUCCUUUUCUCUUCUUCUGAUCAUCAUCGACAUUCAUCACAUUCUUUGUUCCUGACGACAUUUGAGGAGAGGGAGGGAGAGAAAGAGAGAUGGUGCCGCCUUGGCUGGAGUCCCUGUUGUCGACCUCCUUCUUCUCUAAUUGCCCAUCUCACCGGGGCACGCCGCGGAGCGAAUGCAACAUGUACUGCCUCGACUGCGAGUCCGGCGCCUUCUGCUACUACUGCCGGUCAUCGCGCCACAAGGACCAUCACGUUAUCCAAAUAAGGAGGUCGUCGUACCACGACGUGGUCAGGGUCGCCGAGAUUGACACGGUGCUGGACAUAAGCGGAGUCCAGACGUACGUGAUAAACAGCGCGAGGGUCCUCUUCCUCAACGAGCGGCCUCAGCCUCGGAGCUCCACCGGCAAAGGCGUCUCUCAUCUGUGCGAAAUCUGCUCGCGGAGUCUGCUCGACCCUUUGCGCUUCUGCUCUCUCGGUUGUAAGCUUGAAGGGAUAAAGAGGAAUGGGGAUGCAAGCUUUGUCUUGAGCGCGAAGAAUGACGAAGAAACCGCGGAAAGGAAGGAAGGAAUGGCAAGGAGAUUGCCCUGUAAAGCAGACGAAGGAUCGCGUGAAGGCAGGCAAAUCCACUCUCAUCAUCAGCCGCCACCAUACAACGACGACGUCUCCCCGCCCACGCCGCCGCCCCCAUCGACCGCCCCCUCCAAUUCCCGGCGGAGGAAAGGGAUCCCGCGCCGGGCGCCCUUCGGGUACUAACGAGAUAUACGCAAAAGAGAAAGCUACGGACCGAUUCUUAAAACUAAUCUUCGUAAUUUAACAGCUCAUUCGGGAGAGGCCACCACAUGGGGUGGGAGGGAGGGAAGAGGUUAGUGUCCUAAUCAAGCGAUUACUUGCGUGCUUAGGGUUGCUUUUGGAGGGGGGGCCAAAUCGAAAGCGUGAGGUGUAAAAUUGUACAUUGUGUACACAUGAAGUUGUUCAAUACGAAAUGGAAGCGACAGGACCAGAUUGGUUUGAGCUGUGGUCUAAUUUUUUUUUAUACGUGGUGAUUGUUGGUGAUGCGAAAGAGGAGAUGGAUUAAGGGGUGUUUGAAUCGCAGUGGCUUUAGCUUCCAAAGCCAGAUUUGGGGGCUCAAUUCGCUGCUUUUGUUUAAUGGUUUUUCCUCGUCCUAAUCAUGGGGGGGGGGGGGGCUUGCCUAGUGUGCUUUUAUUGAUUCUCUUUCUCUUUCCCCGA
Molecule: messenger RNA, 1462 nt
Organism: Syzygium oleosum
Lineage: Eukaryota; Viridiplantae; Streptophyta; Magnoliopsida; Myrtales; Myrtaceae
Product: protein RGF1 INDUCIBLE TRANSCRIPTION FACTOR 1
Exons: 3
Coding region: 326-988 (220 amino acids)
Source: RefSeq, a predicted model, not a curated record